AUGGCCCCGCAAAAUGCGCGACGUCGAGUCGCGUUGUUCCCCGUCACUCGCACUGCUGGCCCCAUUGGGGCCUUUCCUGUCUUCGCGUUCUCCCUAUCUCCCGCGCCGGCGCUGUCCCUACCUUCUUGCUCCACCCCCUACUCUCCCCGCCUUGCACUAUUUAUGUGCCUGCACGAAUCCCUACGCCUACUGGACGUUCUCCGUCAGCUCGGCGCGCAGUCGGGCAGCGAGUUCGCGGGGUUCAAGUCGUGGACGGCCACCGCCUCGCCCGCCAAAUGCGCCACGUACCUGGGAGUGACGUGCGACGCGGCGGGCAACGUCGUCGCCAUCAAUGUGACAGGAGCGGGUCUCAAGGGGCCAAUCGAUGCUCUCUCCAAGCUCGCCGCGCUGGAAUCGCUCGACCUGAGUCAGAACGGCGAGAUCACGGAGCUGCCACAGUCACUGGCGCAGCUCAAGAAGCUCAAACUCCUCAAUGUGAACAACUGUUGGAUCGGGGGGCGCAUACCGCCCUUCCUCGGCCAACUCACUGCCCUCACAUCCCUGAGCAUCGGUGGUAACCCGCUCGUGGGUGCAGUACCUUUCAGCUUCGGCAGCCUUGUCAAUCUCGUCUCCCUCAACAUCGCAGCAACAGGCAUCGAAGGCGUGGGAGGCGCCCUGCCGUCCAGCCUUUCCAGCCUGACCAAGCUCAAAGAGCUCUAUCUGCGCAAGAACCGCUUCAAAGGGCCGCUGCCAGCCUUCCUCGGCACAUUCACGGACCUGGAACAGCUCGUGGUGAGCACCAACUAUUGGUCAGGCUCCAUCCCCGUGGCACUAUCAAACCUCAAGAAGCUCAAGAACCUGGGGCUGAGGGAGACCACACUAGAGGGCGAGAUCCCAACGUUCCUGGGCACACUGAGCCAGCUCACAUACCUCUCCCUGUCUGACACGCGGCUGUAUGGCGAGCUGCCCAGGGCGCUCAAUGGCCUUGCCAACCUCAGAGAGCUGUACCUCCAGAACGGAUGGUUCUACGGCCCCCUGCCCGACCUCACUGGCCUCAAGAAGCUCACGCAAAUCGACCUCUCCGAGAACUACUUCUCGGGCCCGCUCCCCUCCUUCCUGCGCCAAGUCAAGCAAGUCAACGCAGACAGCAACUACUUCUCGGGCUCUGCCGCGGUUCUCCCCUGCUCCGACCUCUUCUCCGUCAACGGCAACUGCCUCUCCUCCGUCCCCUCCCAGUGCGGGGGACCCUCCGGCCAGAAAACCCCGGCAGAGUGCAGCAAGUUCUGUGGGACGGGAGCGGCAGGUGGGGCGUGCAGCGGCAAGGGCGUGUGUGUGCCCGACAUGCAGAAGAUGCAGAGUUCACAGGCGUUUGUGCCGGUGUGCAAGUGUGCGGCGGGGUUCCUGCCUACGCAGAAUAAGCUGGGUUGCGUGAAGAAGUGA
Closterium sp. Naga37s-1 is the source of this 1419-nucleotide messenger RNA. Lineage: Eukaryota; Viridiplantae; Streptophyta; Zygnematophyceae; Desmidiales; Closteriaceae. The record is from the annotation of a GenBank genome assembly.